This is a messenger RNA of [Torrubiella] hemipterigena, 1242 nucleotides long. The record is from the annotation of a GenBank genome assembly. Lineage: Eukaryota; Fungi; Ascomycota; Sordariomycetes; Hypocreales; Clavicipitaceae.
AUGGACUUUAUUGUCGGCACGUUCAACACGUCGAACCUCUAUACCCUACAGUUUGAUCCACGGCAAGAGUCCAUCAGCGUACGCUCAAUUUCGCAAGCAUUGGUCGGACACUCAUGGCUGGCCCUAUCUCGGGAUAAGAAGACGCUUUAUUGCACUUCUUGGGGGACGCCGAAGUCCUGUAUUGCCGCGUUCAAGAUACCGCAAGAUGGCGGUCGACUUGAGUUUAUCAACAGUCUCCCAGUAGACGGAAGACCAGGCUAUGUUUGCUGCUCUGCAUCACAUGUAUACUCAGUUGGGGGUGCUACAGGCAACGUUUUUACUAUCAGAGAAGAUGGCGGUCUUGAAAACGAAGUGCAGACACUCGACUUUGUACAGCAAAUCACGGAGAAUAUGAGCGAGAAGCGAGGCGCCGUAGCCCACGGCGACUUUGGCGGCCUGCGUCACGGGGCACACAGCUGCGACUUGAGUCCUGACGGCAAAACAUUAUACGUCGCGGAUAUUGGCCGGAAUUGCGUAUGGGCAUACGGCGUAGCGCCAGCUGAAAGUAAACAUGACGCAAGGAACGGCUCCUAUACGAAUGGUACCUAUAUCGACAAGCGGUUAAACCACUUGACCCUGGACAUCAAGGCCAUUGCGCCGCGCGCCUACGACGGGCCGCGGCAUACUUGGCCACACCCGAAUGGAAAAGUGCUCUAUAGUCUACAAGAGCAUAGCAGCAUGGUGGACGCGUUCCUUAUUGUACGGGAUGACCAAGGGAUAAUCACAGAACUGCGGCUUUGCGGCUCUGGCAAUAUUCUUCCUGAGAUGGAGACGAGGACCGACUUCUGGGCCGACGAGGUUCGUCUGUCCUCCGGACCUGACGCAUCGCGCCCGAGAUAUUUGUACGCGUCUACGCGAGGGUUAAACAAGGCGACAAAGGGUUACGUAUCGGUAUUCGAAAUCGACGGUGAAGGCCUGUUUGUAUCGGAACAGGCGGUAGACAUCUGGCAGACACCAACUAGCGGUGGCAUUGCCAACGCAAUUGAACCUGCACCAUGGUGCCAAGCGCCAGGAGCUGAGCAUCUGCAAUACCUCGCGUUGACCGACAGUCAGGAGGGAACAGUCAGCAUUCUAAGCUUCGAUGGCAAGUCGCUUAGACAAGCGUGUAUCACAACGUUACAGGAGGAGCUGUCGAUGCCCGACGAACCUCGUGGUGGCGAGACGCGACUAAUAAUCGAAGCUGCAACUGCCGUCUGGCUGUGA